This is a messenger RNA of Engraulis encrasicolus (European anchovy), 2733 nucleotides long. RefSeq names its product potassium voltage-gated channel subfamily KQT member 2 (gene kcnq2b). The record is from RefSeq and is a predicted model, not a curated record. Lineage: Eukaryota; Metazoa; Chordata; Actinopteri; Clupeiformes; Engraulidae. Gene Ontology annotation, molecular function: voltage-gated potassium channel activity. The transcript has 17 exons. Gene Ontology annotation, cellular component: voltage-gated potassium channel complex; membrane. Bases 1 to 2733 code for a protein of 910 amino acids. Gene Ontology annotation, biological process: potassium ion transmembrane transport.
AUGGUGAAGAAAUCCAGCAACGGCGGGGUCUACCCCGGCCCUGCCGCCGAGAAGAAACUGAAGGUGGGCUUUGUUGAGCUAGAGACAGGAGCAGCUGAUUCGAACCGAGACGGUGCUCUGCUCAUAGCCGGGAAUGAGGAGACCAAGCGGGGCAGCAUCUUGAGCAAGCCACGCUCUAACAUCUCCGACCGCAAGAAACCACCCAAGAGGAACGCCUUCUACAGACGACUGCAGAAUUUCCUUUACAAUGCUUUGGAGCGACCAAGAGGCUGGGCGUUUAUUUACCACGCUUAUGUCUUCCUGCUGGUGUUCUCCUGCCUGGUCCUCUCGGUCUUCUCCACCAUCAAGGAAUACGAGAAGAGCUCAGAGGACGCUCUCUACAUACUGGAAAUUGUGACCAUCGUUGUCUUUGGCGUGGAGUACAUCGUCAGGAUCUGGUCGGCGGGAUGCUGCUGCAGAUACAGAGGAUGGAAGGGAAGGCUCAAAUUCGCCCGCAAGCCUUUUUGUGUCAUCGACAUCAUGGUGCUGAUCGCCUCCAUCUCGGUGCUGGCGGCGGGCACGCAGGGGAACGUCUUCGCCACCUCGGCCAUCAGGAGUCUCCGAUUCCUGCAGAUCCUGCGCAUGAUCCGCAUGGACCGGCGCGGAGGCACCUGGAAGUUACUGGGAUCCGUCGUCUAUGCCCACAGCAAGGAGUUGAUUACGGCGUGGUAUAUCGGCUUCCUGUGUCUCAUCCUGGCCUCCUUCCUGGUCUACCUGGCGGAGAAAGAGGACAACGAGAUGUUCGAGACCUACGCCGACGCACUGUGGUGGGGCCUGAUAACCCUGACCACCAUAGGCUACGGGGAUAAGUACCCGACGACGUGGAAUGGCCGGCUUUUGGCUGCGACCUUCACACUCAUUGGUGUGUCAUUCUUUGCACUUCCAGCGGGAAUCCUGGGCUCUGGUUUUGCCUUGAAAGUGCAAGAGCAACAUCGACAGAAACACUUUGAAAAACGACGGAAUCCUGCUGCUGGAUUGAUCCAGGCCGCCUGGAGGUUUUACGCCACCAAUCUGAACCGCACCGACAUGCAGUCGACUUGGGACUAUUACGAGCGAACUAUAUCUGUCCCGAUGUACAGGCUCAUCCCUCCACUAAAUCAGUUGGAUUUGCUCCGCAACCUGAAGAGCAAAUCUGGACUAUCCUUCAGAAAGGAGCCCUCCGGCCAACCAGAGCCAUCUCCCAGUCAGAAGGUGAGCCUGAAGGAGCGGGUGUUCUCCAGCCCCCGCAGCUCUGGUAACAAGGGCAAAGGCUCCCCCCAGAGCCAGCAGGGGGGGCAGCCGCCGCAGCAGCAGGGGGGUCCACCGGGCCAGCCCAUACGCCGCUCCCCCAGCGCCGACCAGAACAGCAUCGAGGACAGCCCCUCCAAGGUGGUGCACAAGAGCUGGAGCUUCGGGCAGGGCACCCGGGCCCGCCAAGCCUUCCGUAUCAAGGGCUCCGCCUCCCGCCAGAACUCCGAAGUGCUGAUUGAGAUGCAAACGGAAGAUUUAAGGCAGCGGAACUCCCCAGAAGCCAGUCUGCCUGGAGAUGAUAUCCAGGAUGACAACAAAAGCUGCCAGUGCGAGUAUGUGUCCGAGGACUUGACGCCAGGACUGAAGGUUACCAUUAGGGCUGUAUGCAUAAUGAGGUUCAUGGUCUCCAAGCGCAAGUUCAAGGAGAGCCUGAGGCCGUAUGACGUGAUGGACGUCAUAGAGCAGUACUCGGCCGGACACCUGGACAUGCUGGCCAGGAUUAAAAAUCUGCAGUCCAGAGUUGACCAGAUUGUUGGUAGAGGUCCGCCAAUCACAGAUAAGGACCGCCCCAAAGGGACCACUGAGUCUGAUGUGUCAGAGGACCCCAGUAUGAUGGGAAGACUGGUGAAGGUGGAGAAGCAGGUCGGUUCGAUGGAGCGAAAGCUGGACUUCCUGGUGAACAUCUACGUGCAGCGGAUGAACAUCCCGCAGUCGGAGACGGACGCCUACUUCGGCUCCAAGGAGCCCGACCCGGCGCCUCCGUACCACAGCCCCGUCGAGCAGCACCUGGAGAAAAGCGGCUCCAUCACCAAGAUCAUCCGCUCCAGCAGCGGCGCCGGCCAGAAGAACUUUGACCCCCCUCCCACCACGCAGUCCCAGUCCCAGUGCCCGCCGUCCACGUCAUCCUGGCACCCCCACCCCCACCCGCAGCCACACUCCCAGCACUCCCUUCCCCACUCCCACCUGGACUCCACCUCUGCUGCUGGCCACCCCCAGCAGGCCACUUCGCCCGCCGGGGGGGACCCGUCCCUGGUGCGCAUCCCUCCUCCGCCUGCCAAUGAGCGCUCCUCCGGGAACGGCCACAAAAACGGCCACCACUCCAGAGGAGCAGGAGGAGUAGUAGGAGGGGGUGCAUCGGGGGGAGGAGGAGGAGGUGAGAGUGACACCUCCAUCUCCAUCCCGUCGGUGGACCACGAGGAGCUGGAGCGCUCCUUCAGUGGCUUCAGCAUCUCCCAGUCCAAGGAGAACCUCGAGUUCCUCAACAACGACUAUUUUGGCGGCGCCGGUAGCGGUGGCCAGGUGGCGCCCCGCUCCAGCGGGUCAGGUGGCGGCGGUGCCAAGGUGACGCACGCUUACAUCGCCGAGGGUGAGUCGGACACGGACUCGGACCUGUGCGCGCCCUCGCCACACUCCGCCACGGGCGACGGGGCGUACGGGGACCGGGGCUGGACCGCCCCCAAGUAA